AUGACUGGUGCCACGGUUCGUGAACAGAUAUAUGGUCUCGAGGUCAAUCCAGAAGGUGGUUUUGUGGGAUAUGGUGAGCAACAUAUGUGGACUCAUAAGUCGGGCUUGACUCGGCUCCCCUAUUUUGAUGACCUUCUCCUUCCACACAACAUUGAUGUAAUGCACACUGAAAAGAAUGUUGCCGAGGCACUUUGGGCAACAAUCAUGGACAUUCCUGACAAGUCAAAGGACAACGUUAAGGCUAGAGUGGAUCUGGCAACGAUAUGCGAUAGACCAAACCAACAUAUGAAGCCUCCUAGUCGCGGCAAGACAUGGAGAAGGCCUAAGGCCGAUUUUGUCUUGAGCAAGCCCCAAAGGAGGGAAGUACUAGAAUGGAUCCAGACGUUAAUGUUCCCUGAUGGGUAUGCAGCUAAUCUGAGGAGGGGAGUGAACUUAUCUACUAUGCGAGUCUUAGGGAUGAAGAGUCAUGACUACCACAUAUGGAUUGAGCGGCUUCUUCCGGCGAUGGUUCGAGGCUAUGUCCCUGAGCAUGUCUGGCUUGUGCUGGCAGAGUUGAGCUAUUUCUUUCGCCAGCUUUGUGCCAAGGAGUUAUCUCGGACCGUGAUUGCUGACUUGGAAAGAAUGGCACCUGUGUUGCUCUGUAAGUUGGAGAAGAUCUUUCCACCCGGCUUCUUCAAUCCGAUGCAGCAUUUGAUUUUGCACCUCCCGUACGAGGCACGAAUGGGGGGGCCCGUGCAGGGCCGUUGGUGCUAUCCAAUCGAGAGAUGUCUAAAGGUUCUUCAAAAGAAAUGUAGAAAUAAAUACAAAAUCGAGGCUUCCAUUGCAGAGGCAUACAUUCUGGAGGAGGUGGCGAACUUCACAACAACAUACUAUGGUGACAACCUCCCUAGCGUGCAUAAUCCACCCCCUCGUUACAAUGCUGGCGAAAAUGAAUCGAACCUCAGCCUUUUCCGAGGCCAACUCGGAAGCGCAAGUGCAUCGACCCCCAAGACCUUGAAUCAUGAAGAGUGGCGCCAUAUCAUGCUAUACGUGUUGACCAACCUUGACGAAGUGGCACCGUACAUGCAGUAAGUUCUCAACGAACUUGUUAAAUACGCCAUCACUAUUCUGCAUCCAACCCCCUUGUUUCUCGUUGGUACAGGGAAUUUCUUCAUGAAUUCUGGCGUCAAUCAAGGGAUCCUACCCCGCAGCAGGUAGAUACCCUUCUUAGACAGGGUGCGGGAAAUGGAAUGCCCGAUUUCAUUUCUUGGUUCAAACGGAAGGGCCAGAGGGAUGCGUCUAUGUGUGCCGAGUUGAGACAGGUUGCCGAUGGCUUUGCCUAUAGGGUCAGGUCAUUUUCUGGUUAUGACGUGAAUGGAUAUCGCUUUCGCACAACAAGCUACGAGCAGAGUCGGCCCAAUCGAAGAACCACAAGUUCCGGAGUUUUUACGCCCGGCGUUGAUGAGGUCGAGUAUUAUGGAAGAAUUGAAGAAAUAUACGAACUCAAGUUUCAUGGUUCCAAACCUUUUAAUCCCGUCAUAUUUAAA
Messenger RNA from Phragmites australis (common reed), 1526 nucleotides. RefSeq lists its product as uncharacterized. The coding region runs from base 1 to 1071 and encodes 356 amino acids. The transcript is spliced from 2 exons. Lineage: Eukaryota; Viridiplantae; Streptophyta; Magnoliopsida; Poales; Poaceae. The record is from RefSeq and is a predicted model, not a curated record.